Messenger RNA from Astrephomene gubernaculifera, 3087 nucleotides. Lineage: Eukaryota; Viridiplantae; Chlorophyta; Chlorophyceae; Chlamydomonadales; Astrephomenaceae. The record is from the annotation of a GenBank genome assembly.
GUCCACUAUUUAUGUACCAUAUCCAGUUCUUUUUUUAACAAUUGAUAUACUAGCAGCGCGCGUCGUGGUGCCGGCUGCGGCUUGCCGUCGCCCAGUUAGCCAAGAGCCGUAGAAGCUUUGCCACGAGCGAAAUGGAGCCUGCUGUUAAAGGGAAAUGUGGAAAUAUCGCGGACGUGCUUCGGCAGCUUGAUACCUCAGCUGCCGAUUGCCUCAGCGAGUAUUUGCUAGAAUACGGCUGCCUCAAGGAAGCGCGCCUAGCAUUCCGUGUGUUACGAGAUGUCAUCGACAGCAGCGUCAAGGCGACAACGCUUCUCGUUGCCUCUGAUAGCGUCGAGCUCUGGCAAACUGGGCGCGCGCCAUCCCUGGCACGGUGGCCCCGCUGUUAUGAUGUAAGGGUAACAGUAGCGCCAAGCGGCGACGAAGACGUUUCAACGAUGCUGCACCUGCCUUUCUCCUCGGAAGCCCCAAAAAUCCGGCAGCGCAUUACCCAUCUGACCUGCUCGCUCUCGGAGAACGGAGACGGCUAUUGUGCCGCGGCCGCUGCCGCUUCCUUGACGCUUUGGCUCCCAGCGCUAAGAGUACUGAAUUUGGUCGGGCUUUCGCCCGCUUUGUCGGAUACUCCUCUUCAGCAGCUGCACAUGUUUCGCGCGCUCGGCACUCUGAGGAACCUCGAGGAGCUGUACGUGCCCUGCUGCAAGGGGCUGCAGCAUGUGGGACUACUGGCGGACAGCUUGACACGACUGGUCGUUGACAAGUACUUGUACAGCUCCGGUGGGGUUCUGGACGCAGCUGCAGUGUCGGGUAUCUCGCAGCUUCACAAACUGAAACACCUCAGCCUCGCAAAAUGCCGCCCAUACUUAGUUAGCGGCAUCAGCACGCCCGCCGACAACGAAGGUGUGGACGACGCGGAGUGCCAACUCAACGGCACCUACCAUCUCAUCAGCUCCCUGCCGCCCUCAUGCACUGAGCUUCAACUAUGGUGGGCGGACUUUGAUGAAGGCUGGCUGACUUGCGACGUAGACCUGCUGUUUGACGCCGACCGCACAUGCACCACCCUGACUCUGGCGGCCGGUGAGGAAGGCUUCUUCGACGCCGCGGAUGUCAUCCCAGACGUGCUACGGCUGCUGGCCUUUCAAUGCCUCAAGGUGCAGCUUCGGGAGCUCUUCAUCUCAAGAAUGAUAGUGCCGCCCGGGGCAACGUCGCCCUCGGGUCCGGAGCUGCAGCCCCUACGGACGCUGAUCGCUGCUUCCAGGCAGGCGUCUGUCCGAUGGCUGCGAGCCGGGAACGCAGGGGAGCUGCUGGCGGCGAUAGACGUGGUGGGCAAGCCGCGAUUCGUGCAGCUGUUUAGGCAGCAGCUCGAGGUGGAGCACGGAAAGCCGUAUGCGUUGGAAUUGGAGCUGCGCAAGUGGGACCAGCCCGUCACAGAACUUGCGGAGGCUGAUGCAACGGCGGCGGAGAGGCGUGUGGCGGAGGCAGGAGUGACGAAGGCGGUCAGGGAGGGUGCAGCGGAGGUGAGCGGGGCAGGGGCCGUGGACACCACGGUGGCAGUGGAGGCAAUGGCGGCGGAAGCAGUGGAGGCAAAGGUGAAGGAGAUGGAUGCGGAGUGGGACGCGGAGACGGAGGCGUGGUUUGCUGCAUUGUCCGCUGUCCUUAACGACCCAGGCGCAGCAAGGGCGAAGGUUGAGGAGGACUUGGAGGCGCUAGUUGCAGAGGAGAAAGCGGCGGUGGAGGCAGCCGCCUCAGCUUCCUGCGCACCGCUGGCAGCCGUGCCGCCCGCAGCUGAGGUGGCGGCAUCCGCCCUGCGGCGGCUGCGUCAAGGACCACUUACCUCGCGCUUCCUGCUGCUCACGGGCGCUCCGGGCACAGAUAGCUUUGUCCGCUUGCUUUCGAAAGUGGUAGACAUGGCCGUCACUCACAUCCGCCGCAAGGUGGGCAACGAGUGGGGAGCGGAGGGCAACAGACGCCUUGUGGCGUCUCAGCGGCUGCCCGGAGGCGCUGUGUUGCUGCAAUGCGGCGAGGCGCGGGAUGCUUCAGGCAUGCUGGAGGUUGUGGUGGCGGCGUUGGCAAAGGCGUACGGUGUGGCCAAGCAAGCCAAGCAAGCCAAGCAUGCCAAGCAAGCCAGUGGCGGGGGGAGCAGCGCCGGAGGGCAGCAACCGCCGCUGCAGGUGGUGCGGGUGAAUUGUGCGCCAGUGAGCUAUCGAGACCCGCCCAAGCGCGCAGCAAAUCUCUUCAUUGACGCGUUGGAGCUGGAGCUGCAGGCGUUGUGGGAUAACGAGUCCGCCCGGCGACGUGUGGGCGAGCGAGAGUGGCUGCGACAGCUGGUCGGGCUGUGGGAGCAGCUGGGGGAGCUGCCGGAGGAGGAGAGGCUGUAUACGGGCGAUGAUUCUGAUUCUGACGAUGAAGAAAUUCAGGAAGAGGAUGAAUAGUGAAGGAGCUGGUUUGCAGUGGUCUGGAUGGGGAUGGGGCAGUGGGGGAACAUGGACGGGCUGCGCGGGUUGCGCUGUAAGAUGAAACGGAGGAAAGGGAGACAGAAGGAGCAUGCGGGGGCAUGCGGGGGCAAGAGGUGGUUCCUGCCUGCGGUUGCUUCGCCGCUGCUUUAAAGAUAAACGCGUGCGCUGCAAUCCUGAAAAGGAGGUGCGUGCAACGGACAGAUGCGUGCCGUAGCACAUGGGGUUGCAACGUGUUCGGUGGCAAGCGUCGUACCGGUAGAUGGUUUUCUUGUUGGCAUGUUUAUAUGGCGUCGUUGUUGGUUGGUGUCCGUGUCCGCUCAUGAAGCUUUGGGAGACAUUCUGGUAGCAUAUGCGCAAGCAUGGCAUUGGUGCAUGUGCGUACGGCUGAGCUGUCCUGUAUUGUGUCCCGUAUGCACAAGCAAGCAAGCAAACAUAGUUUUGCGAAAGGUGCUGUGCAAGGGGGGGGGCGGUGGGACAAUGUUGUUUACAAUUUGCCCCGGCUAUUACUUUCAGGAUGCCCAGACUACUCCGUACUCCAAGCUACACCCGCGGCUAUGCAGUCGCCACACACAGCUGGGUAAUGGGCGGUUUUGAACACAGCAGUGUAUGUGCGCGAGCCAAUGCAAAUUACUAGCUG